Molecule: messenger RNA, 450 nt
Organism: Pipra filicauda (Wire-tailed manakin)
Lineage: Eukaryota; Metazoa; Chordata; Aves; Passeriformes; Pipridae
Product: vesicle-associated membrane protein 3-like
Biological process (GO): vesicle-mediated transport; SNARE complex assembly; vesicle fusion
Cellular component (GO): plasma membrane; SNARE complex
Molecular function (GO): SNAP receptor activity; syntaxin-1 binding
Source: RefSeq, a predicted model, not a curated record
AUGUCAGCCAGUAUCCCUGGAAGCUCAAUGGCUGCUGGCAGUAAUCGUCGACUUCAGCAGACUCAACAUCAAGUAGAUGAGGUUGUUGACAUCAUGAGAGUGAAUGUGGACAAGGUAUUGGAGCGAGAUCAGAAGCUAUUAGAGCUGGACGACCGUGCUGAUGCACUGCAAGCAGGAGCUUCCCAAUUUGAGACCAGUGCAGCUAAGCUGAAAAGGAAGUAUUGGUGGAAGAACUGUAAGAUGUGGGCAAUAUUGAUAGCUGUUGUUGUCAUUAUCAUCAUCAUCAUCAUCAUCGUCUUGACUUCUUCAUGAGUUACAGGAAGAAACUCAGAUCAACUGAAGGUGCCUCUGAAUCUUCAGCCUCUCCACUUCAAACCUGCUGCAUUUUCAGUCCAUUUACUGCUGUUUAAAGCAAAACUAUUUUCAUUACUGAAAUGUUAACUAACUUAA